UACAAAUGUCAAGAUUGUCUUGGGGAGCCACUCUAUUGCACUGGCUGUUGCAGAAGUCAACAUCUUUGCAAUCCCUUCCAUUGGAUCAGUCAAUGGAAUGGUCAAUUCUUUGAGCAAAGUUGUCUCGCUCACGUCGGACUCGUCAUACACCUCGGUCAUGAGGGCAAACAAUGUCCG
Messenger RNA from Suillus subalutaceus, 177 nucleotides. RefSeq lists its product as uncharacterized. The annotation marks the transcript as partial. The record is from RefSeq and is a predicted model, not a curated record. The transcript has a single exon. Lineage: Eukaryota; Fungi; Basidiomycota; Agaricomycetes; Boletales; Suillaceae.